This is a messenger RNA of Caenorhabditis angaria, 380 nucleotides long. NCBI's taxonomy places the organism in Eukaryota, Metazoa, Nematoda, Chromadorea, Rhabditida, Rhabditidae. The record is from the annotation of a GenBank genome assembly.
AUGCCGAAGGUCACCAAAGACGCACAAGACGACAGAAUCAAGAAGACCAAGAAAACCAAGGAUCCAAAUGCACCAAAACGACCAUUGUCUGCAUAUUUCCUUUGGUGAGGUUUUAAAUAUUGAAAAUCUAUUUUAUUUUUGAUUUUUCUAGGUUGAACGAAAACAGACCACGUCUGACGAAGCCAGGCAUGGGUGUUGCCGAUGUCGCAAAGGUAAUCGAUUUUAUUUUCGAAAUUUUUCUGGUUCAUACUUAAUUUUUCUAGGCUGGUGGUGCCGAAUGGCGGCUUGUCGAAGACAAAUCCAAAUGGGAGAAGCUAGCCCAACAGGAGAAGGCCAAGUACCAAAAAGCUUUGGAAGCUUACAACAAAGGAUCCGCAUAA